This is a messenger RNA of Liolophura sinensis, 2108 nucleotides long. RefSeq names its product phosphopentomutase-like. The transcript is spliced from 19 exons. NCBI's taxonomy places the organism in Eukaryota, Metazoa, Mollusca, Polyplacophora, Chitonida, Chitonidae. Gene Ontology annotation, biological process: carbohydrate metabolic process; purine ribonucleoside salvage. Gene Ontology annotation, cellular component: nucleus. The coding region runs from base 98 to 1900 and encodes 600 amino acids. Gene Ontology annotation, molecular function: phosphopentomutase activity; magnesium ion binding. The record is from RefSeq and is a predicted model, not a curated record.
CCGCAGACGUCUGCACGUUGACGGAGAGGUGACACACCAGAAAGACGAUAGUCGCUCUUCAGUCAACAGACACACGUGUGGCUCAUUUAGAAGAAAAAUGGGAUCCCCUCAAGAAGAUAAAGACCUUGAAAGCAAAGUCAAAAAUUGGCUGGACUGGGAUAAAAAUGAAAAAAGUAGAGAGGAAAUAUCUAACUUGAAAGCAUCAGGGAAUAAAGAAGAGCUAAAGAAAAGGUUAUCAGCAAGAAUGGAGUUUGGAACAGCAGGUUUGAGGGCUCGAAUGGGUACCGGUUUUUCCAUGAUGAAUGACCUAACCAUUAUACAGACCACCCAGGGAUUGUUGAAAUACCUAGAGUCAGCUUGCUCAGACCUAAAAGAACGUGGGGUGGUCGUUGGCUUUGAUGGCAGACACAACAGCAGAAGAUUUGCCUGGUUGACAGCAGCAAUAUUUAUGCAUGCUGGAGUGAAGGUGUACCUGUUCUCAAACCUCUGUCCCACACCAUAUGUGGCUUAUGGAGUUAGGAAAUUCCAGGGUGUAUGUGGAGUGAUGGUGACAGCAUCACACAACCCUAAAGAGGACAAUGGUUACAAGGUGUAUGGGAGAAAUGGCGCACAGAUUAUCUCCCCUGUAGACCAGCAUAUCUCUGAUCAAAUCCUAGCCAACCUGGAGCCCUGGGCGUCAUCCUGGAAUACUGACAUUGUGGAUACCUCUCCUCUCAGAUCUGAUCCUCUCCAAGAGACCCUCGUUUCUUACAACAAAGAUGUCAAAGAGCUCAUUUGCUUUAGCUCUUCGGGGAGUGACUGCCCAAUCAAAUUCACCUACACAGCCAUGCACGGUGUGGGAUACGAAUACGUCAAAGUGGCGAUGAAAGCAUUCAGCUUCUCUGAGCCUGUACCUGUGAAAGAACAGGUGGAACCGGACCCUGAAUUUCCCACAGUGAAGUAUCCCAACCCAGAGGAGGGUAAAGGAGCUCUGUUACUGGCGAUGAAAACAGCUGAUGAAGCAGGCAGCCCUGUUAUACUUGCUAACGACCCAGAUGCCGACAGACUUGCUGUGGCUGAGAAAGUCAAUGGGGAGUGGAAAAUCUUCACUGGCAAUGAGCUUGGAGCCUUGUUUGGUUGGUGGGCCUGGUUUUCAUUCAAACACAAGAAUCCCAAUACAACAGGUUCUGAUGUGUACAUGUUGGCGAGCACUGUCUCUUCCAAGAUAUUAGGGGCAAUAGCCAAAAAGGAAGGCUUCAACUUUGAAGAAACGCUGACAGGUUUUAAAUGGAUGGGAAACAGGGCAGAUGAGUUAGAAGAGUCAAAGAAAACUGUUUUGUUCGCCUUCGAGGAAGCUAUUGGUUUUAUGUGUGGUACAAAGGUCCUGGACAAAGACGGAGUGAGCGCAUUGUGUGCUAUGGCUGAAAUGGCCUCGUAUCUCUAUGCUAAAGAGAAGAUAACUCUCACCAAACAACUAGACAAUGUCUAUCAGAAGUACGGUUUCCAUUUGUCGAGUAACUCCUACUUUAUUUGCCACGAGCAAGAGACAAUAAAGCAGCUGUUUGACAAUCUUCGCAACUACAAAGACUCUAAAGAGUAUCCAUCAUCUUGUGGCCCUUAUGAGAUCAAGUAUGUGAGAGACUUGACAACAGGUUAUGACAACAGCUUUUCAGACUGCAAGCCAAGAUUACCUGUGAGUUCAAGUCAGAUGAUCACGUUCACUUUUAAGAAUGGUUGUGUGGCCACACUGAGAACCAGUGGUACUGAGCCCAAGAUCAAAUAUUACACGGAGUAUUGUGUAGAUCCCACAGCAGGACUGGAACGCCAUGAGGCUGAGGAAGAGUUAAAAGACGUUGUUAACAACAUUCGCACCCACUUCUUCCAGCCGGAUAAAUACGGCCUGAUACCUCAAUCUGGUUGAAGGAGAAGUGUAAUAAAUUACGUGGGAAGGUACAUAUCUCUAUGCUCAAAGUAUUAUGACGAACAUUUCCAUGUUGAGUUAAUCUGAAAGUGCCACAGUAAUUAUUGUUUGUCAGAGUUGUACCAUAGCCCAGCUUGUUAGUCAUUUGGUUCACCUCCUGUAUGGCCAGUCAAAGUAUUAUUAUUAUCUAAUGUAUUUGGAUGGAUUU